AGUAAAUUAAUGCCAAAUGUUUUUGAAUUAAAAAAGCUUGUUGAAUUACAAUAAUUGAAAAAAUAUGCAUUGCAUUUACCGUACCUGCAUUUAAAUGCGUUGAAUUUUUAAGUCUUGCAUUAUUACGGGCUGAAAUUCAACAUGGUUGUAUAUUUAAGACAUGAAUAUUUCAAUUAAAAACAUUUCAAACAGAUUUUCAUAAUCAAAAAUUCAAGAAUUCAUAUUCACCUUUCAGAUUUCACUUCCAAAAUAUUUGAUCUGUUUAAAAAUACAACCUAUAAUAUUCAACAGGCAAGUUUCAGUCCAUUUUAUUUCGCUUUACAAAUUCGCUUCCACAAAUUCAGUGGUUCAAAUUCGACAGUAAAUUCAACGUUUCACAUCCGGGAACAACAGGAAAAUCAGUCGAUUACCGAUCAUAAUCUCAUCUGCUGUAAAUCGUCUUCACCAGCAGGAGGUGCAAGCGCAUCUUUUUCUUGACAAGCAUCAAAGCAACAGACACGAGAGGCAUUCAUAAAACAUCAUUUGACGAAAUGGACCGAGCGCAAUUGCUUUUGGAUUAUGUUUUGGAAAGACUCCUUCACGCUUGGAAAAUGCUGUUGGACGCCUACCCCUUGACAUGGACUACCUGGAGUUUAUCUGCUCUCAAGAAUUAGUCUUUUUAAGUGCUGUGUCCAAUUUAGUUACCAUCCCACCUGAUAUUUUCGAGGGCAUCACAGAACUGCUCAGACUAGUUCGACUAAACCUGUCAGACGGGGAGACGCGCACUUCGACUAUUAUGCAGGAGUCAGGGUCGAUGGGACGACCACGUCUUCUAAUCUCACCAGACUACAUCACCAAUCUCCUGGACAUGAACUUUUCUUUUCCAACCAUUGCUUGCAUGAUUGGAGUAAGUACACGCACAGUUUUCAGACAAAUGGCUGAAUGUAACCUCUCCAUUCGGGCACGAUAUAGCACUCUCACCGACGAAGAGUUAGAUGAUUGUGUGACAGAUGUAAAGCAACACAUGCCUCAGUGUGGAUACAGAAUGAUGAGAGCAGCUUUAAAGGCGCGAGGACACCAAGUGCAGUUCGACCGGGUCAGGGCAGCAAUGCACCGAGUAGAUACAGUGGGAGUCGCGUCCCGAAUGGCACAGUUGGGCUGCGUGGUACGAAGGACCUAUUCAGUGUCAGGUCCUAGGUCAAUAAUGCACAUUGACACCAACCAUAAACUGAUUCGCUACAAUAUAGUCAUCUUCGGGGGUGUGGAUGGCUUUUCACGCAAGAUAAUGUACCUUGGAGCUGCAUCUAAUAACCUUGCUAAAACCACCUUGGAUUUUUUUCAAGAAGCAGUGGAAACAUUUGGCUUCCCUCUCAGGGUACGAGGAGAUCAGGGUGUCGAAAAUGUGGACGUGGCCCGCCUGAUGUUCACAGUUCGUGGGACAGAAAGAGGAAGCUUUAUUUCAGGAAAGAGCGUCCACAAUCAGCGAGAGGUUGUGGAGAGACGUCUGGUCAUCAGUGACAAAUGUCUACUAUGAUGUUCUGCAUGCUUUGGAAGAAGGUGGCCACCUUGAUAUUUCUGACCUUACUGAUCUGUUCUGUUGCCACUAUGUAUUUCUCCCACGGCUUCAAGAUGAUCUCAACCUAUUCCGAAACACCUGGGACAAUCACCCAAUACGCACAGAGGGUAAUAUGUCUCCUAACCAGCUGUGGGUGAUGGGAAGUGUCCGCAAUGCUGUACCUGAGCCUGACAUAGAGGUAUGUUUGUGGAUUUUGACAGUAAAAACUUUGAGUAAUCACACUGUAUUCAAUACAAGACAUUUAAUUUUUAUACUGUAUUGAUGCAACUUUAUUCUCUGUUCAGAACAGUAAUUGGUAUCGCAUUUGUAACAUUAAAUGCUCUGUUAUUGUUUGAAGGGAUUAAGCAUACCACAAAUAGACUGGGAGAGUAGUGGACUGAGUGUGGAUGCCCAUUCCAGUAUUGUCGUGCCUCAAACCGAAAGUCCCCUGACUGAUGAGCAAAUAGAAGCACUCAGAGAAAAUGUAGACCCAAAAGGACCUUCACAGACUUUUGGCUGGGACAUCUAUCUAGCUUCACUUCAUUUUUGCCAAUCGAUUAUGGAAUAAAUGUGAUUGUCAUCUGCUUUAAAGAGGCAGGCUUCUAGCAGAAACAAUUAAGAAAUAAUUAAUA
Carassius carassius (crucian carp) is the source of this 2166-nucleotide messenger RNA. RefSeq lists its product as uncharacterized. Gene Ontology annotation, biological process: DNA integration. NCBI's taxonomy places the organism in Eukaryota, Metazoa, Chordata, Actinopteri, Cypriniformes, Cyprinidae. Gene Ontology annotation, molecular function: nucleic acid binding. Bases 617 to 1513 code for a protein of 298 amino acids. The record is from RefSeq and is a predicted model, not a curated record. The transcript has 6 exons.